Klebsormidium nitens is the source of this 1545-nucleotide messenger RNA. The record is from the annotation of a GenBank genome assembly. Lineage: Eukaryota; Viridiplantae; Streptophyta; Klebsormidiophyceae; Klebsormidiales; Klebsormidiaceae.
AUGCGGGGGAUCGAGCGCUUCGGGCGCCCCUUCUUCGCAUCGCCCGUGACCAAAGAGCUGAUCCGUCUCCGGUCCCCUGACAUCCCGCCCAGCAACAUCAUCGCCUUGGACUACGACCGGCCGUACCAGCUCAACCGCCGGCUGUGCGUCACCAUGACCAACUCGGGCCAUUGCCCCGGAUCGUCGGCCUUCACCUUCGAAGGACCCUCCGGCAACGUCCUGCACACCGGCGACGCGAGGUGGGAGGCGCCCACCAUCGCCAAGCUACCGCCCCGCCUCUCGGAACGGCCCGGCUACGUCGACCGGAUCUUCCUGGACGCCACGUUCGGCGGCAGGGACGUGCUGCUGGACUCCUUUCCCAGCCGAGGCGAUAGCGCGGACCUCGCCCGCCGCGCCAUCUACUCGCACUCUAUGCAGACCCACCCCCACGUCGACGUCGCAGCCACCAUGCUCGGCACCGAACCCCUCGUGCGCGACCUCUGCGACUACUUCGCGGUGGAGCUCUACUGCGACCCGUCCCUUCGUGAGAGGCGCGCCCAGCUAGAGAUCGCCCUCGGAGAACAGUGGCUCAUCGACGAUCCCUCCGCGACAUUCAUUCGACUCUGGGACCCCAGACGACGCCCCUCGCGGACGGACGCGGUGUCCCUGCAACCCUCCACGCAAUUCUUCACCGUCAGGCCCGGCGCGCCCCACCUGCGCCAGCUGAUCGAGCCGGGCCUCGUCAGGGAUCGGGCGGACGGCUCCUUCCGCUUCCUGAUGGGCCUCCGCUUCGUCAAGACGAUCCGCACCCCCGGCUCCUCCAUUUUCUACUCUCUCAGAGCGGAGGAGAGCCUUCCAGUCUUCACCGCUCACUACAGGCUGGCGUAUGAUGCGCGCCUGAUAGGACGUUGCGUCAUCGGUGCCGACUUCGAGAUCCUCCGAGACGACGGUCCCGUCGCCGUCGGGGAGGACCCCAGGUGCUUCACCUUCGCGGGCAGGUCGUACGUCACGGACAACUCGUGGGGCUCUUGCGCGCUCCUGGACGAGUGGGACGGCUACCGCAGGGAGAGGCUGCCGUCCGACGGCAAGAACUACACCAUGGUGCCCCUGGAGGACGCGGGGCGCCUCCUGUGCAUCGAGUGGCUGUCGCCGCUGACCGUGUGGGAGAGGGGAGCCGGCGGCGGAGACUGGCGCAGAGUGUGGAGUGCGAAGGGGGCCGGGGACGCAUCCCUCAGGGGUGGGACGCCGGGGUACCCCAUCGGAGACGGCCGCUUCUUCGGCUUCGGGCACGGGACGCUGGGCGCCGGAAGGGACGUGCGGCACGCGCCGUUCUACUGGGAGCUGGAUCUGCGGGGCGAGACGCCCGCCCUCGCCACCCAGCCCCUCCCCCGCUUCGGAUCGGCCAUCGUCGACCCCACGUGCGUGGUCGAGAGGGGCGGGAGACGGUACCUGAUCACCGCCGAGAGCGACCGGCCGUGGUUCGUGAAGCAGUCGUACCGCACGAACGUUUACGAGCUGCUCGGCCAGGAGCGGGAGCAAUCGCAGCGCUCGCCGACGGUGCGAUAG